Molecule: messenger RNA, 4416 nt
Organism: Talaromyces stipitatus ATCC 10500
Lineage: Eukaryota; Fungi; Ascomycota; Eurotiomycetes; Eurotiales; Trichocomaceae
Product: PE repeat family protein
Exons: 5
Coding region: 260-4174 (1304 amino acids)
Source: RefSeq, a predicted model, not a curated record
AUCAUCACUCGAUAUUCUAUUCCGUGAGUUUUUAACAAGGGGCUUCCAGGAACCACCAUUCCCGAUCCGUCUAGGAGCUUUUCGCAACGCAUUCGGCAUUGUGUGAUACAUCGAUCUGAAUUUUAGUUUGUCAUUUGCAUUUGCUGCCACAAGCUAUUGAUUCAGGCAAUUAUCCUGCAGUUGCCGUCAUAUGCUAUUCUCCUGAUUCCGUUACCAAUCGUCAAUAUUCUACCCCUUUCUUUGUGACUUGCCUACGAGCAUGGGCAAGAAAAAGAAUAAGAAGAAGACUCCCUUCACACCAUUCCCUGUUGAACCCCAGGCCUCUGCAGAUGCCAACAAUGAAGGGGACGCUGAACAGACUACCGAGGAGAAUCAAUCGAAGCCUUCAGAAGAAACUCCAGCGCCCGCUAACGAUAACCCACCGUCAGAGGCAAAGGAUGAAGAACCGGCCACUCAAACUGAGGAGAAGGCCGAAGGCGAAGAGAGCGGAGGGGAUGUCACAGCUAAUGGUGAUUCGACUGAAGUUACCGAUGCGCCAGCAGAAUCUGUAGAGAAAGAGGGAGGCGAAAACGACACCCCCACGGACGCGCCAGCAGAGGAGACCGCAUCUACAGAGGCUGUCACAACAGAAGAUGUGGCUCCAGCUGAAAACACCCCGCGCACGGAAGACACUCCAGCGGUGGAGGACACUCCAUCAUCAGAGGAUGGUUCACCCGAAGAGAAUUAUCCAUCGACAGAUGAUGCUCCACAGGUAGAAGAUGCUACGCCCAUAGAAGAAAACCCAGCAAAUGGGACAUCAGAAGAGAGUAGUCCAACCCCUGAAGAGCCGUCCGAAGAAAAGCAGAAAGCAGAAGCUGCUCCAACAGAUGAGAAAUCCGCAGAAGAACAGCCUCCAGAAGACCAACCCAAAGAAGAAAACCAGCCAGACGAGGUGGUGGUAGAGGAGCCAGCACCUACUGAUACUGCAGCAGAGAAUACUGCAGCAGAUGGAGCAUCAGAAACUCCUUCAGCGGAAGCAGCAGAUUCAACAAACCCCGAAGCCACAGAAUCCGAGCCCGCUAAUGAAGAGCAAGAAAGUCCUGAACCACCCAAGAAUGAAUCGACUGGGGGAAAUCCCAAGAAGAACAAAAAGAAAGAUAAGAAGAAUAAAAAGAAGAAUGCACCCUCUGAGCCAGAGCCAGAAGCUCCAGCGAUACCUGAGGGACCACCCGCUGAAGAAGCCACUAAAGUCGAUUUACCGGUAGAAGAAAAACCAGUUGAAGAGUCAUCAAACCCAACAGAGGCCUGGGAGGGGUUUGGUGGUGGUAAAAAAUCGAAGAAAAAGAACGGGAAGAAGGGGAAAAAAAAGAGUCAGGCUCAGGACACUCCAGCAGAAGAAGCACCUCAGGAGGUAGUAUCGACAGAAGAUUCUGCUGCUGUCGAUCCACCCACGGCAGACACAACCGAACAAGCAUCGACGGAAGAUACACCGACCCCCGCGGAACCAGUCGCCGAGCAGCCAGCUACUGAAGAACCAACCGGUGGAGAAGCGGUUGCUGAAGCUCCGGUUGUUGAGGAACCCGUCGUUGAGAAUCUGCCCGCUGAGGAAGAGAAGGGCGACGGCCCUGAACAGGAAGCACCCCCCGUUGAUGAAACUUCCAAAGAGCUUCAUGAAGCAGCCCCGGCAGAAGCCACUCAGACAACGGAAGAAGGAGAAGAACCCUCGUCUGAAGAAGCUGUUCCUGAGGCUAGCCAGGAAGAACCUGCUGCAGAAGACUCUACACCGGAAACUUCUGCGGAGACCCCAGCAGAGACUGUUAAGGAUGCCAAGGAAGAUGCUUCAACCGAGGAACCGUCAUCUGCGAAUGUCUCCACAGAUGAUACGACAGUCACUCCAGCUGAGGAGAUCUUAGAAGAAAAAGAUCAUGCUGACGAUUUACUCGACAGCUGGGAUGACGAACUCGAUGCAUUAGAAGGGGCUGAUGAGGCCCACGACGGAAAAGGAAAUGAGAACGAUGAUGACCAUUUCUCUGAGAUUGACUUUUCUGCAGAACAAGACAGCAUUCAGGCGGAAAAGGAAGCCGAGGCAAAACAAGCGGAGGAUGACGCCGAAGAGGAAGCGUCGGCAGCAGCCGAACCAGUUUGGGGAGAGGGGGAUAGUGCUCAAAUUGAUGCACACGAUGACGAAGAAACAAAGGCUGCAGAGGAGGCUGUCGUUCCCGAGGCUGAAUCUGAGGCACGAGAAGCCGCAGCAGAGGUAGAGGAGAAGACUGAGUCGACUGAAGAGGAAUCUCCCGCGACAGAAGAACCUCAACCAGACCCCCUCGAAGAGACUUCUACUGAUGCGCCAGAGACUAAUGAGGAAUCUGUUACCCCUAAAGAAGCUGAGGCCGUAGAAGCUGCUGCAGAUGACCAAACUAUCGAAGAGCCUGCGAAAGAGGAAGCUCAGCCGGUGGAAGAAGAAACCCCUACAGCAGAAGACGAAAUGGUAUCCGAAGAACCUGAAGCGUCUUCCGCUGAAGUAGACACCGCUGAUGAAGAGCUCAAAGCCAAGAUACCAGAGGAAACGGCUACCGAAGACGCUACUCCCGAGGAAGUGCCAGCUGAGGAUACGCCACAGGAGGAGUCUGUGAUCGACGAGGCCACUCCGGAGCCCGCUCCAGAGGAGACAAUUGUCGCAGAUGACCCCAAGGACGAGCUUGCCGAGGAACCAGCUCCUGAGGAAGAGGUUGCCGCAAAGGAGACGGGAGAAGAGCCAGUCGAGAAGCCAGCUACAGAACCUGCAUCAGAGGAAUUGCCAGCGGAUGACAAGCCAGAGGAAACAUCCCAAGCCGAAGAACCUGCUGUGGAGGAAGCAUCAGCUCCUGAGCCGGUGGCUGAAGAACCCGCUGCUGAGGAAGUCGCGGCCGCCGAACCAGUAGAAGAAAGUCCACCUGCUGCAGAAGCAGCAAAGGAUGAACCUGCCGAAGAAGUUGUUGCUGAAGUCGCCGCUGACGAAACACUAGCUGCGGAAGCGCCAGCGGAGGAGGCCCCUGCUGAAGAAGCGCCUGCUCCAGUAGAAGUAACAGUACCGGAGGAGGCAGCUGAACAAGUGGCUGAAGGCGAGCCAGUGGAAGCUCCUGCUGCCGAAGGUGCUACUGCCGAAACUCCCAGCGAACCUGUCAACGAGGAACCACUAGCGAAGGAAGCACCCGUGGAGGAGCCAGCUCCAGAGGCUACAGAGCCUACUAUUGAAGCAGAUAUCAUAGAUCGGGUACCUCAGGAAGUGCUCGAAACCAACGAUCCCGGUGAAUCAGCUGUUGUUGAUGAUGAUCAGCCUAUCGUUGAACGUGAACCUUCUUCCCGCAGAAGACGACGCCACACUUCUGGCUGGACUCGAGACAGACCUUCAAGAACCUCCAUGGAAAACAGCAGAGGCCAAUCGGAACGUUCAAGGGAAACCGGCAGAGGUCAGCUGGAACGUCCAAAGGGCGACGGUGGUCUAUUAAAAAACCGAUGGGCAAUGGCACUUGAAGAGGCUCGCCGACAACAAGAAGCUAAGCAACGGAAAGAAGCGAAGCUAAAGCUUGAAAGAGCCCAGGAGAAGCAAAGACAAGAAGAAGCAGCUCGUCGGGCUAAGCGAGAGGCAGAAAGGGAGAGCCUUCGCGAAUCUGAGCGUCGCAAAAGCAAGGAGAUCAGAAGCAGUGGUCGGACAAGACAUCAUUCGUCCGACCACUCCUCAAGCCGAAGCCGACACAAGCGAGGAGAAGCAUCGCCAAAGCCAGAGUCUGACCCUCUUGCGCGCAAGGUGAUUGAAUCUUUGACUACGGGAGAAUCAGAUACCAAUGGACCGUUACUUGUCAUCAAUGCCGCUAAGGCGGUUGCUGCCGUGUCCGCAGUUCCCGAGUCAAGGUUGGCGCGAAGGUCAUCUACACAUCAUUCCGGCCAUAGUCGUCGCUCUCACGAGGAGAGAGCAUCCGGUGGUUCCAGAGAUGAGACGAGGCGAGAACGGCCACAUCGGUCCGAGCGUCGUAGGGAGGAGCCCACAGAGGAACGACGUCGACAUCAUGAAAAUCGUCGAAGAGAUGAGCGUACAGCAGAACAUGCGCAUAGUUCUCGUCGACAAACGCAAGAACAAAACUCAAAGUCUGGAUCCGGCUCUGCACCUGGAUCCUCUCGACUCGGUGGUUUGUUCAAAUCGAUUAGGGUGUUUUAGAUUGUGUUCCUUUUUGCUCUCAGAUAGAGAGGGUGUAUGAUGGUUUUAUUGUUUGCUUUGUUUUUCAAACUUCGACAAAAUGUUGCAUCGCGAUGCGGGAAUCUGGAGCGUUACUCUUCUAUCAUGUACUUUCUUAUACAUAUUGCUCUCAUGAGCUUUUUGGGUUUCGCUUCAUUAUUGGUUGACUGUAACGACUGCUACUUGACGAAUUCACGAGAGUGAUCAAUAUUAUUGAUGAUUAC